Messenger RNA from Orycteropus afer afer, 1608 nucleotides. Lineage: Eukaryota; Metazoa; Chordata; Mammalia; Tubulidentata; Orycteropodidae. The record is from RefSeq and is a predicted model, not a curated record.
AUGGCCACCUCAGAGAGGCUCAGCACAGGUUGGCACGAGGGCUGGACCCAGCUGGGCUCAGGGCCGAGGGAGGCUGGCUGCAGGUAUGGCUCCGGGUUGAAGAUGCUCAUGGGUGACCCCCCGGAGAGGAAGAGGGAGGGUGCUGAGCAGCACCGAGCAGGGCCCACUGCCCCCCUAGACGGCAGGGCAGCUGGAGUGAAGCGUGAUGAGCAUCAGCGUGCCUGGCUGUGGCCCCUGCGGCGGGCAGCGGCAUCUGCGGGACUAGCGGCUGGGCUCUGGGAAGAGAAGGCCCUGGGCCGGCCCCGUGGCAAAGCCCCAGUCGGUGCCAAGGAGCAGGCAGGCCUGGGCCAGGAGGCACGACUGGGGCUAGGUGCCGUGGGCGUCCCCACACUCCGUGUGAUGCCCUGGGGAGGCAAGUCAGAGCAGUGGGGCAGGAGCAGCGGUGAGGAGAUGGGCCCCGCUGGAGAUGCAGGGACGCCCAGGGACUCUCCCGGGCCGGCCGAGGCUGUGGCACUCUGCUGGGACCCAUGCAGCCGCUUGAGGAGACCGGAAAGCCCCACUGACACCAUGUCCAAGCAGCGGGCCCAACGGAUCUGGUUCCAGGAGCGCCCGGGGCCGCUCACCGCUCAGUGGAGCGUGGAGGACGAAGAGGAGGCAGCCCGCGAGAGGCGUCGGCGUGAACGGGACCGCCAACUGCGGGCUGAGGAUGGAGACGGUGGUUGCCAGGCCCUGGAGCUGGAGCAGGACAAGCUGGUCAACCUGAAACCCUCAGAGGCCCCUGAACUGGAUGAGGACGAGGGCUUUGGUGACUGGUCCCAGAAGCCAGGGCCCCGGGGGCUGCUGGCUGAGGACGAGACCACUCGGGGAGAAAGCCCCCAGGAGCAGGAGCCCGUUGAGGAGGACCCGCCCCACAGGCUGGAACAGGAGGACAGCCACAGAACAGACCAAGCCAAAGUCCCCCUGGAAGGGCUGUGCCUGAGCCCAGUGGUGGAGCCCCAGGAGGGUCUGGGUCCAGAGGAAACAGGGCGUCAAAGCCCCGAGGAGCCAGCCCAGGACCCCCUGGGGCCAGCAGAGGCGGGAGAGACAGGGGAGCAGUGUCAGCAGCCCAGGACACCCAGCCCCUUGGCCUUGGAGGGGGCUGCUGGACACGGCUCACCUCCUCUGAGCCCCACCACCAAGCUCAUUGACAGGACUGAGUCCUUGAACCGCUCCAUACAGAAGAGUAACAGUGUGAAGAAGUCUGAGCCAGGGCUGCCCGUCUCCAGGAUUGACGAGCGUCUGGAACAGUACACGCAAGCCAUCGAGACUGCUGGCCGGACCCCCAAGCUAGCCCGCCAGCCCUCCAUAGAGCUGCCCAGCAUGGCCGUGGCCAGUACCAAGAACCUGUGGGAGUCGGGAGAGGUGCAGGCCCAGUCUGCAGCCAAGAGCCCCUCCUGCAAGGAUAUCGUUGCUGGAGACAUGAGCAAGAGAAGCCUCUGGGAGCAGAAGGGUGGUUCCAAGACCUCAUCCACCAUUAAGAGUACCCCAUCUGGGAAGCGGUACAAGUUUGUGGCCACAGGGCACGGCAAGUAUGAGAAGGUGCCUGUGGACGAGGCCGCGGCACCCUAG